AUGAGCGUUGCCCAAAAUACGCGACUGCCAACUUACUUCAUCGGUCAUGGCGGUGUUAGUAUCAUGUUUAAACCCGAGCACGAAGCCGUCCGACAAGGCUUGCGCGAGCUUGGCAAACAAAUUAAAGCCCUGAAACCCGAAGCAGUUGUUCUGACCUGUGGCGAGUUUGAAGGUGAUAGUGAUGCUAUCCAAGUCAACUUCAAAGAGCCAACCAAAGUGUGGCAUGACCUUGGGCCUUCGUGGAGAAAGACUUUCCCACAUGUGUUUGAGUAUGAUUAUGAGCAUAAAUCCUCCCGCGCGUUGGCCGAGAAGGUUUUCCAACAUCUGCAAGUUCAAGGCGUGAAGGUUGAAAGUACUGAGCGUGAUUUGGAUCAUGGAGUAUGGGUUCCCUUCAAAUUGAUGUUCCCAGAGGGCGACGAAUUGGACGUCCCAAUUUUGCAAAUCUCGACAUAUGCUGGCGACGAUCUCAACGCUCACGUCCAGCUUGGAAAGGCACUAUCAACUAUUCCUGGCCGUAUUCUCCUUAUAGGCUCUGGUAUGCUGUGUCAUAAUCUCCCGGCUACUCGACAGGGAACUAGCGAUACGAGUAUUGCUCUCGGUCUGGAAGCUGCUGCUAGAAAUGCGCUCGAUGCGCCCACUCCCGAAGAAAGAACUGCAAGGUUUUUGGCUUUGCAGAAAAAUGCCGACUGGAUUGAUGCCCAUCCUACUCCAGAACACGUUUUGCCAUUAUAUAUGACUCUAGGGGCUGGGCAUGAUCUGGAGGGGUAUGAAGUGUGGAACGAAGAUAAAUGCAUUAUCGGGCAGUCGUACUAUACAUUCAGGCUGGGUGCACUUCCAAGAGACUAA
This is a messenger RNA of Penicillium longicatenatum, 846 nucleotides long. Its product is annotated as DODA-type extradiol aromatic ring-opening family dioxygenase. Lineage: Eukaryota; Fungi; Ascomycota; Eurotiomycetes; Eurotiales; Aspergillaceae. Gene Ontology annotation, molecular function: zinc ion binding; oxidoreductase activity, acting on single donors with incorporation of molecular oxygen; ferrous iron binding. The transcript is spliced from 5 exons. The record is from RefSeq and is a predicted model, not a curated record. The coding region runs from base 1 to 846 and encodes 281 amino acids.